AUGCCAACCGAUUUUAUAGACAAACUGACUUUUUUGUCACGUCCAUCAGGUAAAGCUGAAGGUAAACACCAUAUCGUGAUUGUUGGUGCUGGCAUCAUUGGUGUUUGCACUGCUUAUUAUCUGACGAGGCAUCCAAAUUUCAAUCCAUCAACUCAUCACAUAACGAUAUUAGAAUCUAAAAGAGUGGCGGGAGGUGCAUCCGGUAAAGCAGGAGGUCUUUUAGCAUCAUGGGCAUUUCCACAACAAAUCGUGCCGUUAAGUUUCCAGUUACAUCAGGAUCUCAGUGAUGAAUACAAUGGAGAUGAAAAUUGGGAUUAUAGGCGGUUAACAACAGUUUCACUAGAGGCGGACGUUCGUUCGACGGGUAAAAGAUCAAAAGGAGUAGCCCAGAAGAGAAGGCGGAGAAAGCUUAGGGAGGAAUACCACUGUUCGAUUUCUCCGGAAGAAUCUAACAAAAAUUACGAGAAUAAUAAUAAUAAUAAUAGUCAUAAGACAGCUAGUAGUAUUAAUGAAAAUAAUAGUAAAACAGCUAGUAGGACUAGAUCCAAAACGAAAAUCGAUUAUGACGGCGAAGAUCUUGAUGACGAAGAAGAGGACGAUGAAGGUGUAGACACCUCUGGCGAAAACGAGGAGGAGGAUGAUUAUCUGGACGGUGAAGGUCCUGAUGUAGCAUUACCAUCUGAUUUGAAUUGGAUAAAGAAAAGUCUUGUAAGGGACUGGGCAAGUUUAGGUGGUACGGAUUCGACUGCGCAGGUGCAUCCGUUCAAAUUCACACAUUUCCUGCUAUCGAAGGCGAUGGAAACCGGUGCUGUAGAUCUAAUACUGGGCAAAGUUUGUCAUUUGGAUUGUUCAGAUACUGGUGUUUGCACGGGUCUUUCUUAUACACCAACGACUGAUGAUGAUUCGCCCUCGAGUACUGUGGUAGAUAUCAAAGAUGCACAACAGGUGGUUCUAGCAAUGGGGCCCUGGACUUCUAAGAUGCUACUGGAUUGCCCAAUUUCCGGUCUGAGAGCUCAUUCGAUAACUAUAAAACCCAGUACAGGAACGGUUUCCCCAUAUGCGAUUUUUACGGAACUAAAGAUUGGUAGGAAUCAGUAUUUCUCUCCUGAGAUGUAUGCACGUAAGGACGAAGUUUACAUUUGUGGUGAAGGUGAUACUUUGGUGGAAUUACCAGAAACUACAGAUGCGGUGGAAGUGGUGCGUGAAAAAUGUGACGAAUUGUAUCGUUAUGUGGCAAAACUUUCAAACAACCUUUCUGCUGGUCAUGUUCUAAAACGCCAAGCUUGCUAUUUACCGGUAUUGAAUGUGCCAACGAGCAGUGGUCCACUUGUGGGAGAGACAAACGUCGAUGGUCUCUAUGUAGCAAGCGGUCAUUCUUGUUGGGGUAUUAACAACGCGCCUGGUACAGGUAAAGUUAUGGCGGAAUUACUGCUAGAUGGUGAAGCUCAUAGUGCCGAUAUUUCAGCAUUAGAUCCAAGCUUGUACUUUGAUGCAAGCAUCUUAGAUUAA
This is a messenger RNA of Zygosaccharomyces rouxii, 1509 nucleotides long. It is a transcript of the gene TDA3, whose product is annotated as Tda3p. Gene Ontology annotation, molecular function: oxidoreductase activity. Lineage: Eukaryota; Fungi; Ascomycota; Saccharomycetes; Saccharomycetales; Saccharomycetaceae. The transcript has a single exon. Bases 1 to 1509 code for a protein of 502 amino acids. Gene Ontology annotation, cellular component: cytoplasm; late endosome. The record is from RefSeq and is a predicted model, not a curated record. Gene Ontology annotation, biological process: retrograde transport, endosome to Golgi.